CUGUCUGCAACCCCAGGCUGUAACAUAUUGAAGUUAUCCGUAUGCUGUGUUGCAAUUCUAUUAAAUACGUGACCAGCAAUCCGUGUGCUCCCCCAGCAGCGCACAAAGCCCACCACGACGGCGGCUUUCCCGUCCCUACACCCAAGACCCGCUCUGUGCACAGCCAGGGAACCGGCUGCGGCUCAGGGGCGGCCAUCUCACGACACCUCAGCCCGCUCCCCUCAGCUUCAGGGCGCUGAAAAACGCAGGGGAGGGACACGCACGGCACAGCAGCCCGCCGGGGUGGGGCAGCGCUUGCGCGGUGGUUGCUACUGAAAGUUUAGGGCCCACGUGGGCUUCAGGAUAGGGCUGUGGAAGGGACGGCGUGCCCCGCACAGCACCCCGGACAACCGCCGCGUUUGGCUGCCGGUUCCCGCCCUCGCCAUGGCCCCCGCGGAGGUCCUUAGCGGCAAAGUCGUCUCCGCACAAGUGAGAGAGAGAUUAAAGAAGCAAGUUGCUGAGAUGAAGGAGAAGUUUCCAGGUUUCACACCAGGACUUGCGAUUUUGCAGGUUGGAAAUCGGGAUGAUUCAAACCUCUACAUUAAUAUGAAGCUGAAGGCUGCUGCUGAGAUUGGGAUCAGUGCCAAUCACAUAAAACUGCCAAACACAGCAACAGAAGCUGAGGUCCUCAAGUGCAUUGCUUCUUUGAAUGGAGACCCUGCUGUUCAUGGCUUUAUAGUGCAGCUGCCCCUUGACUCUGAUAAACCUAUCAAUACCGAAAAAAUAACCAAUGCUGUUGCACCUGAGAAGGAUGUAGAUGGCUUAAGUAGCAUCAAUGCUGGGAAACUGUCUAGAGGAGACCUUGGAGACUGCUUUAUUCCCUGUACUCCAAAAGGAUGCAUGGAACUUAUCAGACAGACAGGCAUCCAGGUUACGGGGAAAAGAGCUGUAGUGGUUGGUCGCAGUAAGAUCGUUGGUGCUCCUAUGCAUGACCUGCUGCUCUGGAAUCAUGCAACAGUAACCACUUGCCAUUCAAAGACCUCAACUCUGGCUGAGGAGGUUGCUAAAGCUGAUAUCCUGGUGGUUGCAGCUGGCAAAGCUGAAAUGGUGAAAGGUGAAUGGAUCAAACCUGGUGCAAUUGUAAUAGACUGUGGAAUUAACCAUGUGCCAGAUAGCACAAAGGCCAGUGGAAAAAGAGUUGUUGGAGAUGUGGCAUACGCAACAGCAAAAGAGAAAGCUUCUUACAUUACCCCAGUUCCUGGUGGUGUUGGACCGAUGACUGUGGCCAUGUUAAUGCAGAGUACAGUGGAGAGCGCGCAGCGUUUUCUGGAGAAAUUCCAGCCUGGAAAAUGGAACAUCCAAUACAACCAGCUUACCCUAAAGAUGCCUGUUCCAAGUGACAUUGAAAUAUCACGGUCUUGCAUACCCAAGCCAAUUGAUCAAGUUGCAAAAGAAAUUGGCCUCCUCCCAGACGAGAUAGAGCUGUAUGGCCAAACUAAAGCCAAGGUUCAUCUGUCAGCUCUGAAACGUCUGAAGAACCAGCCUGAUGGCAAAUAUGUCGUUGUUACUGGGAUUACUCCCACACCUCUGGGAGAGGGGAAAAGCACCACCACCAUAGGUCUUGUUCAAGCCUUAGGAGCGCACCUUCACCAGAAUGUCUUUGCUUGUGUUCGGCAGCCUUCUCAGGGACCAACCUUUGGUAUAAAAGGAGGAGCUGCUGGAGGUGGCUAUUCUCAAAUUGUUCCCAUGGAAGAGUUUAACCUUCACCUCACUGGUGACAUCCAUGCUAUCACUGCAGCGAACAACCUGGUUGCUGCUGCUGUGGACACACGUAUAUUCCAUGAGCUAACUCAGAGCGACCAGGCCCUCUAUAACCGUUUGGUGCCUUCUGUCAACGGUGUCAGGAAGUUCUCAGAGAUUCAAAUCCGAAGACUACAAAAAUUGGGAAUUAGCAAAACUGAUCCUGCAGCCUUGACAAAGGAGGAAGUAAACUUAUUUGUGAGAUUAGACAUUGAUCCAGCCACCAUAACAUGGCAAAGAGUACUGGAUACAAAUGACAGGUUCCUUAGGAGAAUCACUAUUGGACAGUCUCCAACAGAAAAAGGCUUUUCACGAACGGCUCAGUUUGACAUCACAGUGAGCAGUGAAAUCAUGGCAGUUCUAGCACUCUCUGAUGGCCUGGAUGACAUGAAAAAGCGACUGGGCAGAAUGGUAGUAGCUUCCAGCAAGAGAGGAGAACCGGUUACAACAGAUGACCUUGGAGUGACUGGUGCUCUGGCUGUCUUGAUGAAAGAUGCUGUUAAGCCAAACCUCAUGCAGACGCUAGAGGGAACCCCUGUGUUUGUUCAUGCGGGACCUUUUGCCAAUAUUGCACAUGGGAAUUCUUCAGUGUUGGCAGACAAAAUAGCACUGAAGCUUGUGGGUAAAGAAGGUUUUGUUGUUACAGAAGCAGGAUUUGGUGCAGAUAUAGGCAUGGAGAAAUUCUUUAACAUUAAGUGUCGUUAUUCUGAUCUCCGGCCUAAUGUGGUGGUGUUGGUUGCUACUGUGCGAGCUCUGAAAAUGCAUGGAGGAGGGCCUGCAGUCACUGCUGGGAUACCCUUGCCAAAAGAGUACACGGAAGAGAACCUUCAGCUGUUGGCAAAAGGUUGCAGUAACCUAAGCAAACAAAUCCAGAAUGCUCGGUUGUUCGGUGUCCCAGUAGUAGUGGCUGUCAAUGCUUUCAAGACAGAUACAAAGGCUGAACUGGCUCUUGUAGUACAACUGGCAAAAGAAGCAGGAGCAUUUGAUGCUGUGGAGUGCACUCACUGGGCAGAGGGUGGUAAAGGAGCUGUUGCAUUGGCUCAGGCUGUGCAGAGAGCAUCACAGACACCCAGCAACUUCAGGUUCCUCUAUAAUGUAGAGCUUCCUGUCAUAGAUAAAAUCAGAAUUAUUGCACAGCAGAUCUAUGGGGCAAGUGACAUUGAGCUACUUCCGGAAGCACAGGAGAAAGUCGCCGUGUACACUAAGCAGGGCUUUGGAAACCUGCCAAUCUGCAUGGCUAAAACUCAUUUAUCAUUGUCUCAUGACCCUGAACAAAAAGGAGCACCUACAGGUUUUAUUCUGCCAAUCCGAGAUAUUCGGGCCAGUGUUGGUGCUGGGUUCCUGUACCCACUGGUAGGAACGAUGAGCACUAUGCCAGGACUUCCUACAAGACCCAGCUUUUAUGAUAUCGACUUGGACACAGUGUCAGGAGAAGUGAACGGGCUCUUCUGAAAAGAAUUUGUAACCAAAGCUCCCAGAAGAACACCUGAUGAGUCAUGUAAAUGAAACUAUUCACUGAUCUUUUUUGAAGUCGAAACAAGAUAUGACUGAGAAUACAGUGCAAGAAGUGAAAAAAAGAGUGAUAAAGGAUAAAACACUUAUUUUUAAUCAGUAAUAAUUCUUAAACUACUGUUUUCCAAGCUAGUUGAAACUAAGUAUCUAAAGUAUACUUCCUGUACAACCUUCCUGCUUCAUAACUGUAGCUGGAGCAAAAUACAGAAGCUUGGGUUUAGUGAUUUCUUAGAACCAGAGAAUCAUUUCAGUUGGAAAAGACCUUUGGGAUCAUCAAGUCCAGCCAGCUAAAGGACUGAAACUUUAAUUAAGAUAGUAAGCACAAAAAGGAGAAAAGAUACAUUUAUACAAUCUCACCUUGAUUCAGUGAGAUUAGGAUUUUUAAUUAUUAAAAUAAAGUUGGAGCUGUUUGUAACAGUCCUGGGACCUCGCUGUCUUAACAGUAGGGUUUUUGUGACAUAGAUUAUCUUGGGAGGUCUCAUAUGCUAUAAUAAUAUUCCUACUUGUCAUACUGAAUUCUGUAUCCCAUUUCUCACACUAUGGGAGGAUUUGCUGUGCUGUGAAAUCACACCAGUUUCUUUUAAAAGAGGGAACAAGGAAGAAUCCUUUUGUCAUUUUUUAGCAGGAGUGCUCACCAUAGCUUCUGCUGUGAAUUACCCCUGCAGAUACCUGAGCCAUGCCAGAUUUCUCUUUCAGAAAGCCCAGCUGUGACUGCUGUAAUUCUUACUACUGGAAACAGAACUUCUGAGUGUCGGGUCUGUUGAGACCUGGAUCUCUGGGCUGUACCCAUGGCUUCUGCCAAAAGUGUCCUUUCAACCAUUUUUUGCUCAGCAAUCAGUACAGUUAGGCCACUGAGAAGCCUUGUUUUCUAAGGUACCUUUUGGGUGAACAGAAGCCAUGUGAGCAGUGAUUGAGUCAUUUGUAGUAGGCUUUGUCAGUAGGCCAAAAAUCAUUUUGUAACAGAAACAGAGUUUCUGCCAGAUUUUUAACUAAUACAAAUAAAGGGUAAAAACUUCAAAUGCUUUUUGGGUUUUGAUGUACGUGCUGAGAUUAAUGACGUAGAACUUAUUUCUGUGAUUAACUGAGUAAUGCAGCAGUCCCAGUAUUGACAAUUAUAAGUGAUUAUUGCAGGAAUGAGUUGCCUGCAAUGCACCACCGUGUGUGUGUUCUAUCUUGUUUCUUUUCCUGGAUGGCGUGUGUCAUCUAUAGGAAAUAAACUGCCUGAAUUAUUCAGUGGAUCAAGUUUACUUGCAGUUGACUGCAGAAGAUCUGAAUUAAGAUGCUAGCUUUAUUAAGUUUGACUGCCCUGCUCGCAGCUGAAUAUUUUUGGCUUCUCCUUUUUCCAUAGACUUGCAAGGCCCAUCUGCUUGCAUCCAAACUGAAUCUGAAAGCAUUCUGAUUUUGGUGAGAACUGGGAGAGUUGUGGUGUAGGUGUGCACCAGUGUAAGGAUGCAUCUGUAGUACACAGAUACUAAAUAUAGAGAGCAAGUUAUUCAGUAAGGGAGAAUAAUUAUAUAAAAAUUACCUAGUUGUCACAGAAGCAAAGACAGAAUAAUUUAAAUUGUCGUAAGCACACUUGAGAUACACUCACAGCCUCCUCAGAUUUUCUUCUCGGUGGUAUUUGGCUGAGAAGUUGCUGGCAGACAGGUUUUACAGAGCACAAAAAGGCCACCUGCAUGGGGUCAGGAGGGGCAUCCCCUGUUGCUGCACCACCCCAAAGGCCUGGCUGGAAGUCCACCUGCAGCACCUUGGUGGAGCCUUUCCUUGCUGCAGAUUGCCACAGCUGAUGCUGCCAAGACUGCUGUCAGUUCCUACAUUUAAUCCUCAUUCUCUCAUCUUGCAGAGGCUUCCCUGUUGCACUGCUUUCCUGCAAGCGCUCUGUGUUCCACCUUCAUUUUAUGCUUAUGAAAGAUGGGAUAAGUGCUAAUUUAUGCUAAGAUUAGCCUCCUUUUAGUUCAGCAUGAGAUCGUAGACAUGUGGUUGAGAGGAGACGGUUCAGGAAGUCUCUAGGCCACAGCAUGCAGUGAGGCAACACCAUGGCACAGCCACGCAAACUGGACGUGAAUUUGCUGAACAGUGGGGGACUGCUGACAACAAAGCUUAAAGGCCGGCACCAAAUAGUGAAAAAAUAGCCCCAAGCAUCUCCAGAGAUGAGUGGCAAAUGCUUUUCUACAAUGUGCUCCAAAUGUUGUGGGAAGUGUGUUCCUACUGUCCCUACUUGCAACGCUGAUUCAUAAAUAAGUUGGGUGGGUUGUUGGUUUCUUUGCUCGUUUGGGACUGAGUACGGCAGCUGUUAGUUCUUGACCCAUCACCUAGGACACAAAGAAUGCUUACUCUCUUCUAACUGACAACUGGAAGGUUGUCUUCUCCUCCUGUUGCCUGGAGCAAAAAAUCAAUUAAAUGCAGGUCAGAGCUGGGAGCAUCAAGCAGGAUCAGAGGCAAACCUCACCCAACCUGUGUCAGGAGCUGAUCAGAAUCCAAAGCACAGCAGCAGCUGAGCUGGCACUGGGGGGCAGAACACCUCCACUCACUGCCUCCACGUUGCUUCAAGCGUUCUUCGUUUCCCUCGAACUGUCCAUGGGCUGAAUAAAAGUUGUUAACUGUU
Molecule: messenger RNA, 5896 nt
Organism: Phasianus colchicus (ring-necked pheasant)
Lineage: Eukaryota; Metazoa; Chordata; Aves; Galliformes; Phasianidae
Gene: MTHFD1
Product: methylenetetrahydrofolate dehydrogenase, cyclohydrolase and formyltetrahydrofolate synthetase 1
Biological process (GO): tetrahydrofolate interconversion
Cellular component (GO): cytosol
Molecular function (GO): formate-tetrahydrofolate ligase activity; ATP binding; methylenetetrahydrofolate dehydrogenase (NADP+) activity
Source: RefSeq, a predicted model, not a curated record